Messenger RNA from Periophthalmus magnuspinnatus, 4555 nucleotides. Its product is annotated as sprouty-related, EVH1 domain-containing protein 2-like. Bases 527 to 1945 code for a protein of 472 amino acids. The record is from RefSeq and is a predicted model, not a curated record. Gene Ontology annotation, biological process: multicellular organism development; negative regulation of MAPK cascade. Gene Ontology annotation, cellular component: membrane. Gene Ontology annotation, molecular function: protein kinase binding. NCBI's taxonomy places the organism in Eukaryota, Metazoa, Chordata, Actinopteri, Gobiiformes, Gobiidae. The transcript is spliced from 6 exons.
UCCCUCCCCCGGCGGAGUUGGAGCUGAUCGACUGCCUGCAAUCCAACAUGGAGUAGAGAUGGGGCUCUAGCGGGGCCACCCCUCGGUAACAGCGACGACGCGCUUUUUACGCACAAUUGGAACGGGAGUUGUCGGUCGAACCAUGCAGCUCGGGACUUAAAAAACAAAACAAAAAAAACACAAAGCGCGUGCCUUGUGUGUGCUGAGGGACAAGACGUGGAGAAGCGCAGAAGACACGGCUACCAAAUUGUCUUGUGUGUGUGUGUGCGCUACGUUACCAGCUGGAAGACGAUGGUCUGUUGAAGUUGGGAGCUCCAAAACGCGAUCGUGCGUCUCUGGGAAGUGUCGGAAGAGAAAACGCGAGGCACGGUCGAAGGCAACGCGUCCAUCAACCGACACUCAACACCACAAAGGCGCAGGGGGAUUUAUGCGGAAUUGGAGACAGAAUCGGAGAAGCAGCGGUGAAAGAAUGACGAGCGAAAAGUAUGCAACCGCCGUGGAGUAUUACCUUAGGUGAAGCGAGAAAAUGAUAGAAGAAACACACCCUAACGAUGACAGCUACAUCGUGCGUGUGAAAGCAGUGGUGAUGACUCGGGACGACUCGAGCGGGGGCUGGCUGGCCCAGGACGGGGGAGCGCUGAGCCGUGUGGGAGUGUGUCGCCUCCUUCCCCCAGAGCUCACACCGUCACCGGCCACAAGCACCCACAGCCGCUCUCAGUUCCUCAUCCACGGAGAACGGCUGCCGGACAAACAGGUGAUUCUGGAAUGUCCGCUGAGGAAGGACCUGGUGUACACCAUCGCUACACCGACGUUUCACCACUGGAAAGUGGAGGACCGAAGGUGUGGCCUGUCCUUCCAGAGUCCAGCUGAUGCCAGGGCUUUUGACAGAGGAGUCCGGAAAGCUAUUGAGGACCUGGCUGAAGGCUCAACAACUUCAUCUACAGCACUCCAAACAGAAGGCGAACUUGGGGAUGAUGAUGUCUUUACUAAUGCCACAGACAGCUCAUCCAACUCCUCCCAAAAGCUGGAGCUUUCCUUGCAGCCGCUCGAGUCCUCACCACUUCCUCACAGACACCGGUGUAUGCUGGGACAUCGUCAUGACUACCCUCGCCAUGACCUCCAUGACCCCUAUCGCCUCUCAGACCACUACUUCCUGGAACAACCGCUGUCUCGGAUCCCCCGGCGCGUCACCUUCCAAGAGGAUGAAGAAAUAGUUCGCAUUAACCCUCGGGAACGCACCUGGGAGCAAACAACAGAGCGAUUGCACAGUGGGCGGUCGGAGCGCUCCUGGCUCACUGGUUAUGAGGACUACCGCCAUGCCACAGUGCGGGACAAGUUUAUCCAAAUGGAAGACACAGAGUCCUAUGUGGACUUUGCCAAGACACAGAAAGACUACUACACUUAUCCCCUUGCACCAGCCCUGUCCCCCUCAGACUCUGACCCUGCCCUCGGACCCUUGCCUAAUAAGGGCCACAGUGGCUCUUGUCACCAUGGCUUCACACCUGUGGUCUCCACUCAGCCACGCCCGUACCUUCCAGGCUCCUCCCCCUCCACUAACGGUGGAAAGGGAAGGAAACCCGAUGGCAUGGACCGCGGCCAGUGUGAGCACUGUGGUGAGGCCUUUUACCUCUCUGAGAACCGCAGAGGCCGGUGCCAGGAUGCCCCAGACCCAGUGCGGGUGUGCAUCCGUCGGGUCAGCUGCAUGUGGCUGGCAGACACCAUGCUGUACCACUGCAUGUCUGAUCCGGAGGGGGACUACUCUGACCCCUGCUCCUGUGAUGGCAGCGAGGGCAGCGGUGGAGGGAGGGUGGGCACGCGUUGGCUAGCCCUGUUUGGUUUGUCUUUGGUGGCACCCUGCCUCUGCCUGUACCCCCCUCUCCACGCCUGCCACAGGGCGGGGCUAGCAUGUGGCUGCUGCGGAGGACGCCACAAGGCCAUGAGUUGAGCCACCGCACUUGGAAACCUUUUUAGAGGACAAACUACCCAACGCAAGCACAGGGAAAUGGAAGGAUGGGGAACAAAUGGGGACAAAAUUUUAUGGCUGCUCGCUCUUUUGCCUUGGUUCUCUGGGUUUCUUUACAUAUUCCAGACACUGAAAUAAGCCAAAAAAGCAGUUGGUGCAUUUUGUAAACAGCCUGGGAAGAUAAGCUCCCCCUAAUGGCAAACAGUUCUCUCAGCUCUCCACAUGGCCAUUUCAUGCUCUGUUUGUAGUGAGAGAGCUCUUUUUCAGGGGGCCUUUUUAUAGCAGACCUAUAUGUCAUGUAUAACAUAUGCAGGUACUUUAUACUUUGUACACUGACGUGGCGUCAAAGAACUUGAAUUCUUUCUCUUCGUUCUUUUUUGUUGUUUCUUUUAAUGUACAUGGCCAUUUUAUUUAUAUUCUAUUCCAAUACUAUGGCCCACCCAGCUAAACUCCAGUUUGAAGAAAAGUCUGACACUACACCUCUCUAAGUUUGUAUGCAGUUUUGUGUGUGUGUCAUCUGAGGAUCUGUGUGUGAAUGUAUACAACAUGUGCCGAGGCCUUUGUUGUCUGCUCUGCAUCUUAUGGUUAGCCCAUGUAUAUAGAUUGCAUUGCUCUCUGCCAACAACUUUGUUGGGUGAAAGACGUGUGGUACUCUGCUCAUCCUAAUCAUCUAAUAUCCCAAAGAGUAGUGUUUUUAAAUUAUUUAUUUUCUCAAAAAAAGAAAUAAAAUAAACUACCAGUGAAGUGAUUCUUGGUAGCAAUGACUAGAGACGGUGCUUCAAGUUGAACCUUUAGCAUCUGUUUCCCUUUCAUACUGUGCCUAGACAAAUUAUUACUCCAGUUUAAUUUAAAGUCUGGGCUUACUGUAGUGUACCUUGGUCAAUUCAGAUCCAUCCUAUACUCACAAAAACCUGGUCUAUGUCAAUGGGGAACAAUAAAUCGAUGUAUACUUUGAAAUUGGUGCCUGUUAUGCCUUAAUAGGAGAUGAGAUGCUCAAACUCAACCCCCCGAAACCCAGUCGAUGUCAGAGAAAAUGAGCAUGGUUUAGGCUCCAAGCAAUCAGCCUCAUUACACUGUCAAAAACAUGUGUAAACUAUUUUUAUACACAACACAUUUGAGUGUGAUAAAUAAGGACUCCAGUUGCCUGCGAUGUACAAUCACUUCCUUUGUUUAGGUCCCGCCCUUUAGUCGAGCCAACCAAUUACAAAUCAGUAUUCUGAAAAGAAAAUCUGCUGCCAACAACGUUUCAAACUGUCCCCGAAAACUGUGGUUACAACUAAAAUAUUUAUAUAAAGAGACCUCAGGUAUGAAACCCAAUUGCUAGUGAUUUUGCUGUCAUUGCUGUAUGAUCAACUAAAGCAGAAAUCUCUUUUUACAGUAGUUGUCAAUGUGGUGACUUGUAUUUUGUUUGCCAAAAUAUUUCAAUAUUUACAUCAUUAUGACUUGAUGUAAUAAAACAAAAAAAAAUCCUUAAAAAUAGGCAAAAUUUGUGUAGUAAGAAUCACAACAGCUACAUGAGCUAUUGAAAUUACAGGUACAUCUCAAUAAAUUAAAUUAAAUGUAUAUAAAUCCACAAUGAAAACAAAAAAACAAACUGUAUUUCAAGCGUCUGAUCGUGAUGGUUUACGGUUAAACAAUCCCACAUACAGUACAUAGUCGCGUUAUGUUUAUGUACUACAGGAUUCAUCAACUUUUUAUAAUCUAUAGUAACGAUUUAUUGAGAUGUGUCCGUACGUCCUCUUGCUCCAUCUGUGCAAAAAUCACCAACAUUACCCAUCAUGCAUUUUGUUAAACGUCAAUGUGAUGUGAACAUGUGAGAAAAAAACACUAAACUUUAAAUUCUUGACCAAACCUGUACAACGUUAUACUACGCUCGGUAACGAUACACAUAAAAACAUGCAAGACAUCAUUCACUACCAUCUUAGAUUACAGUGCCAAGGAUAUGUCACUGACUGUAGGUGAGUUUCCAAAUGCGUGAGGAUGUCCCUCUUCCUCUUCCUCUUCAGUCUGUUUCAUACAUCCUGCCCUGUGUAGUCCUUUAAAAACGUCCUUGCCAUGUGUCUGUCUGAGUAUCCCAAAUACAAUUCCCCGGGAAGAUCCUAAAUAAAUAUCACUUACUAACAGCUAUCUCGUAUAAUCGGAUCAUGUGGUUUCAGGUAGGGGCUCAUAAGACUAGAAAGAGAGUGUGUGUGUGUCUGCUGGCUUUAAAAUCUCCAUCUUGUCCGAUGUUUGGUGCGCGUUCCUCAUGUCAGAGCCAUUUACAAGUGCCUGAACGCAUCCUCUUUAUUUUCUUGUGUAUUUAAAGGAAAAUAAACUCCAUGUAAUUGAAUUAGACCCAUUUUUUACGCUUAGUAUUUUUACCUCUGUAAAAAAAGAGCAAAAUUAUAUUAUAUAUAUCAAGUGUAUGUUGUACAUUUUUAUUUCUAUUUUGUUUUUUAAAAUAACUUUCUAACAUGUACGAUGGAUGUAGCUCUUGCUUUUGAGAAGAAACAGGAAGUACUUUGUAGAUAUGGAGGAGUGGCCAGGUCUAUGAGAAAAACAGUGAAAAUGUGUGUCUUACUUUCCACCUCCAAUAAAGAGAGAAAACAGAAA